AAUCAAUCGACGAGACACGUUGGUUGAUCCGUUAGAUUGUAAACAAUACAUCUAUGGUACAUAGGAUUAAAGCAUAUGGGUGGGUAAUAUGUUUCGCGGGCAGUUUCGCUUUUUAUCGUGCAACGUAAUAAAUGAGGGUUUUCGCUGAGCUUAGUGUGUCGGCUUACGGAAUGCAUCCUGAAUCCUGCCCCACGAUCCUCUGGAUGAAAUAUUUCAACGCACCGAAGGGUUAUCGUCCGGAUGGUUUGAAAUAUUUCCAUUUUGACACACAGCUGUCAACGGCGAAUGUCAGCAUUGGCAGAGUGUGCAAAGUAAACAACAACAGAACGCUGCUACGGUAAACAUCGCAGCUCUCGCCAAUUUCGGUCCGAUCGCCGGCGAUCAAGAUGCGUGAAAAGUGUCGAUUAUGUCUCGGUACCAUCAGUGCUCGGAAAGGAUGUUCCAUAUCGGACGAUAAAAUCAGCCCCAUCUUGUGUAAAGUGUUUUAUUUUCCGCUUUCUCGAACCGAGCCCAACUUGCCCACAAAAGUAUGUCCACGAUGUGUGACAACGGUACGCGACUUCAGCGAGUUCAGCGAAGAGGUGCGUAACAAUCAGGAGAUCCUACUGCAAGCGUGUGUGAAAAGAGAGAACAACGAUCCGGACGAUGCAGACCAUCAAGAAGAUCCGUCCGAACCCGAUAACGUCAGUGAGCAUCACCCCUUAAUAGAGGACGUUGAAGUAACGUUGGAUGAUGGGGAAGAUUCACUGUCAUCGGAAGAUGUACAAGACACUGUAGCAAAGCUUAAUUUGCCAGCGGAAACCGAAAAGCAAAAGCACACCGAACGAACAGAUGGUAGGGAUGAAGCAACCGAGCCCAACCCCGGCCCGGAUUCGGAGCAACGCGAACUGCAUGAGAAUGAUCGUAUAAUACGGGAGUUUUUCACGAUGCGCUGUGAGCUGUGCCCGGCCAAGACGGAGCAACAGUUCGAUCGGUUCUUUGCGCUCCAGCUACACUACCGCAAGCAGCACCAGUGCCGCGGAUUUUUACGCUGCUGUGGCAAACAGCUGUACCGACGGUUUCGCGUAAUGGAACACAUCGCCUCGCACCGUGGAACGAUCCGUUGCGAGCUGUGCGAUAGAACGUUUAAAAGCAAACGCUACCUGCUGCACCACGUGGCCGAGCAGCACGUUGACGCGCAGCAAAGCAAAUCGUUCGGCUGUGAACACUGUGAUAAGACGUUUCACACGAAACGGCAACGGGAUGCGCAUCGGAUUGCGCACGAAAUUACCGUAUGUAAGCUGUGCGGGAAAACGGUCAACAGUCGGUACAUUAAGAAACAUAUCGCACAGGUACACGACGCACCCACGCCUGCGUACAUGUGCGAUCUGUGUGGGAAGAACUUUUCCACCAGCAUGGUGCUGGAUCGGCACAUCAAGCAGCAUCGGGGCAUCGAAACGGUUGAGCUGGUACAGUGCGUGCACUGUGGCAAGCGGCUACGGGGGAAGUACAAUAUGCAGAGGCACAUGCAGCGUAUGCAUCUGGAAGUGGACCGGGUGCAUCGGUGCGAUGUGUGUGGACACGACAGCCCGAACAGUAUUGCGCUCGAGCAUCACAAGAAGCGGGUCCACUCGGGCGAUCAGUUUGCGUGCGACCAGUGUGGGAAGCGGUUUAAGCGGAAAAUCUAUCUAACGGAGCACGUGGCAGCGCUGCACACCCGGAUGCCGCUGUACAAGUGCGAGUUUUGUGAGGCCACGUUUAACUCGAAGGCUAACUACUACAGCCACCGGAAGUCGCGCCACACGGAAGAGUGGGAAACGUUGCGGGAGGAGAAGGAAAGGAAGGAAGCGAAAGGGUUGGCGGACGGAGUGUAGACAAAUGUGACGAAUAAAGGCUUUAAGAAUGUUCAGUAAAAUGUAUACUGCUUUCAAUUCAACCUAUAA
Anopheles stephensi (Asian malaria mosquito) is the source of this 1922-nucleotide messenger RNA. Its product is annotated as zinc finger protein 675-like. The transcript is spliced from 2 exons. Gene Ontology annotation, molecular function: zinc ion binding; DNA-binding transcription factor activity. The record is from RefSeq and is a predicted model, not a curated record. The coding region runs from base 387 to 1853 and encodes 488 amino acids. NCBI's taxonomy places the organism in Eukaryota, Metazoa, Arthropoda, Insecta, Diptera, Culicidae. Gene Ontology annotation, cellular component: nucleus.